Messenger RNA from Zophobas morio, 995 nucleotides. Its product is annotated as farnesol dehydrogenase-like. The record is from RefSeq and is a predicted model, not a curated record. Bases 132 to 899 code for a protein of 255 amino acids. The transcript has 4 exons. Lineage: Eukaryota; Metazoa; Arthropoda; Insecta; Coleoptera; Tenebrionidae.
AAGUUCUAAUAAUAGGAUUUUAUUUAGAAAUCGGACAACUAGUAAAGCACUACCAAGGCCGUGCCACAUUAUUCGGUAAUUUAGUUUAAACACCCAGUCGUUACUCUGCCUCUUUCACAAAAACAUCAAAAAUGGUGCUGUCGCUAGAUCGGUGGGUCGGAAAAGUAGCCGUAGUGACAGGUGCAAGUUCUGGAAUAGGCGCAGCUAUUGUUGAGUUCCUCGUCGACAACGGAAUAAUAGUCGCUGGGUUAGCUCGUCGGUCCGAACUCGUCGAGGAAAAGGCUAAACAGCUUUCUGGUAAACCAGGAAAACUGCAUGCGAUUAAAGCUGACAUCACCAAAGAAGAAGACAUCUUGAAUGCGUUUAAAUGGAUUGAGGAAAAUUUGGGCCAUGUGCAUAUCCUUAUCAACAAUGCUGGUGUGGCUAAAGAAAAUUUUUUGAGGAAUGGAGAGACAGCGGAUUGGAAGCAAACUUUCGAUGUGAAUGUUAUGGGAUUGUGCAUUGCGACUCGGGAAGCUAUUAAGAUAAUGUCUGCUAAUAACAUCAAUGGGCACAUUAUUCAUAUCAAUAGUGUGGUUGGUCAUAAAGUGGUGCCUUUUCCAGGGAUUAACGUUUAUAUUGCGAGUAAAUAUGCAGUGACCGCUUUGACUGAGACUCUGCGGCAAGAGUUGAAUGCCAUUGAUUCUAAAAUUAAAACCACUAGUAUCAGCCCUGGAUUAGUUACUAGCGAGAUGACAAUUCUUAAUACCGAGUUUAGUGAGGAUCGUAAGAAUGUAUUAAAAUCUAUGCCAAUACUAAAGGCUGAAGAUAUUGCGGAAGCUGUGGGAUACGUCUUAUCGACUGCUGAAAAUGUUCAGAUUAAUGAGUUGACUAUCACCCCUGUUGGAGAAAAAAUUUAAUUUCACCAGCUCCCUAUAUUAUAUAUACAUACAUCGUCACAUUUAUAAAACAUUACUUUUAUUUCUAAUAAAAAUUUGCUAUAAUGCUUAACGCAA